GCUGGCGGUGCAGCGGGAACGGCCGUCGACAUGUCAUUAUUCCCGCUCGACACAAUUAAAACAAGGCUCCAAGCUUCGGAGGGAUUCUGGAAGGCUGGAGGAUUUCGUGGGGUUUACAAAGGGCUUGGAGCAGCCGCAGCGGGAUCAGCUCCAGGCGCUGCUCUCUUCUUUUCCAUUUAUGAAACAAUCAAAAUUGAGGCAGAGCCGUUAGUAUCUGAUCGCCUCGCGCCACUGGUGCACAUGGUGGCAGCCUCUGUGGGGGAGACGGGUGCUUGUCUUAUCCGGGUGCCGACCGAGAAUGUGAAACAAAAUUUGCAAGCAGGUAGAUACAAUACAAAUGCGGAGGCGUUACGGACGAUCUGGAAGCAGGAGGACCUGGCACAAAUCCAAGUUUUCACGAAUUUCCGGGGGAAUUUCUGCCUCUGUAUCCCGCAGAUCCCCUUUUCGUUCCUCCAAUUUCCCAUGUACGAGGCAGCCAAAGCUUUCUGGGCGCAAGAGCAAGGGAGGCCCGUGUCGCCUCUCCAAGCGGCGGCGUGUGGAUCCGUAGCCGGGGCAGUCGCCGCCGCAGUCACUACCCCUCUGGACGUGAUUAAGACGCGCCUCAUUUUAGAAAAGGACAUGCAGGGUCGGAAAUAUCACGGCAUCGUCGACGUGUUCCGACGCGUGGUCGCGGAGGAGGGGCCCAUGACGCUCUUCGCCGGGGUCGCCCCAAGGGUGAUGUGGAUCACGAUUGGCGGUUUCGUUUAUUUUGGAGCCUACGAGGAGCCUCUGGAAAAGUAG
Molecule: messenger RNA, 780 nt
Organism: Nannochloropsis gaditana CCMP526
Product: s-adenosylmethionine mitochondrial carrier protein
Exons: 4
Coding region: 31-780 (249 amino acids)
Cellular component (GO): mitochondrial inner membrane
Molecular function (GO): S-adenosyl-L-methionine transmembrane transporter activity
Source: RefSeq, a predicted model, not a curated record